AUGAAUGAACAAGGAAUGCUAGUGGACCCUAGAUUAGAUUUUUUCUUCAAGAUGGAGCAAAUUGACGACUACAAAUAUGAUGAAGUAGAUGCAUCACCAUCUACAUCUAAUGGAAUACCAGAUUCCACCGUUGGAGGUCGUCUGAUAUGCGAUGUUUGUGGUGACGUGGCAUUUGGGAAGCAUUAUGGAAUCAAUGCAUGUAAUGGUUGUAAAGGGUUCUUCAGAAGAAGUGUGUGGUCUCGACGACAGUACUCCUGCCGUUUCGGUGGAGAUUGCCCAGUUGUGAAGGAGCAUCGAAAUGUCUGUAGAUCGUGUAGAUUAAAAAAAUGUUUUGAGGUUGGAAUGAAUCCUGAUUCAGUACAAAAUGAGCGGGACAGAAACGCAAAGAAUGGAGGUGGAAUGGGAAUGGGGCCGAUGCAAUCACCGAUUCAGAUCACACCAUCCAAAGAAUCAAUGAUUUCAAAUGGUCAGACAAAAAGGAAACGAAUUCGUCCCGACACCACUGAUAAAAUGACACAGACCGAUGGAAAAAUGGAAAUUGAGGAUUAUGAUUACGAAAUGGCUGAAAACUCGACACCACCUGGAUUGCUGCCUCUGAAACAGGAAAGGAUCUCAACACCACCAUCCGACUUGCCAGUUCCAAUGGAUUAUCUUAUUCCUUCAAUUCUUAUGGAUAUAGAGCAUAAAGUAUUUUUCAACCAUCUAGUAACAGUUGGAGACUCGAUCAAUGAAACUAAAACUCCAAUCACUUUGCCGUUUGAGACAGUCUUCCGUCAACCACAUUUAGUUUGUAACCGAUAUCCUAUGAAUUUUGUCAACAACCGCGUACUUACUCCAGAAGAGUUAAUUGAUGGAUGGCGUCGGCAUUUCACAUAUUAUUCUGACUGGUGUCAUGCAAUGGACGAAUUCUGUGCAUUGUCUCCAGAAGACCAAGUUGUAUUAGCGAAAAAGAAGAUUAUUCUUCAUGGAUGGUUGGUUCACGCCUACUAUUCAUACAAAAGUGGAGUCGACGGUAUUUGUUUUGCAAAUGGGGCCGCCCAUCUUCCAGAAGGAGGUCAUCCAAGUAUAACCGAAUUCUAUAAGGAAUGCAUGCCUCGAUAUUUGAACUAUGUCAUUUAUCCAAUGAAGAACUUCCAAAUGGACGAUAACGAAAUGGUUCUUGUCAAAUGUAUAAUGUUCUUUUCAAACGAAUCCGGUCUAUCACCUGCUGGGAAAGCAAUCGUCUCCGCCGCUCGUGAAAAAUAUCUAUCUGCUUUGUACAACUAUGCAAGAUCAAACAAAUGCUCAACUUCUGCUCAAGCUACUCUUCGAAUUGCCAAAUUUAUGAUUAUGCUGUCUGCGGUUACGAGUUUGACCCAUUUGAUGAAUGAAGGAGUUCACGUAACAUCCCUUUUCAACAUCAUUGAAUUCGACCAAUUGAUCCAAGCCACUCAUAAAACGACACCUCCACAACAUUCUCCUCACCCUCCGACGUCCUAA
This is a messenger RNA of Caenorhabditis briggsae, 1479 nucleotides long. It is a transcript of the gene Cbr-nhr-4, whose product is annotated as Protein CBR-NHR-4. Gene Ontology annotation, biological process: regulation of DNA-templated transcription. Gene Ontology annotation, molecular function: sequence-specific DNA binding; zinc ion binding; DNA-binding transcription factor activity. The transcript has 9 exons. NCBI's taxonomy places the organism in Eukaryota, Metazoa, Nematoda, Chromadorea, Rhabditida, Rhabditidae. The record is from RefSeq and is a predicted model, not a curated record. The coding region runs from base 1 to 1479 and encodes 492 amino acids.